Leptopilina heterotoma is the source of this 2328-nucleotide messenger RNA. RefSeq names its product choline/ethanolamine kinase. Gene Ontology annotation, molecular function: choline kinase activity; ethanolamine kinase activity. NCBI's taxonomy places the organism in Eukaryota, Metazoa, Arthropoda, Insecta, Hymenoptera, Figitidae. The record is from RefSeq and is a predicted model, not a curated record. Gene Ontology annotation, cellular component: cytoplasm. The transcript has 6 exons. Gene Ontology annotation, biological process: phosphatidylethanolamine biosynthetic process; CDP-choline pathway. The coding region runs from base 309 to 1457 and encodes 382 amino acids.
CGAUGCUUUCCCUGGCUUUCAUUCUGUUACAGUCACAAGAAUAAUCUGAACGUGUUAUUCAGUGAGAAAUCAGUUUUCUUAUCAUUAACACAUGGACAUUUAGUUAAUUCUCUAUUAAUGAGAACUAGUUUCCGGUCACUGAACUCUUAUACAACAAUAAACUACAGAAGUGAAUAGUUUAAAAAAAUUGUUUUUUAUUUUAAAAAAAAGGAUCUAUUUUUAUCCGCAUGUGAAAUAUUGUGUAUUUUCUUCAAGUAACAAGUGCAGUGAUUUUUUUAAAAAAAGAAGUGUGUUCAUUAUUAAUUUGUAUGUCAUUGUCUCGACGAUUAUUUAAAAUGGAAAGUUUCAAGAUGUCAGAUAAGAAUCCCGAGAUGAGAGCAACAGCUGCGAGAAUUUGUCGUGAACAUUUACAUGGAGUUUGGAAACACGUCACCCCGGAUAAUAUUGUUGUUAAACGUAUAAGUGGUGGACUAAGUAACUGGUUGUACAAUGUACAACUGCCAGAAGGCACAAAUCCAGUUCGUGGUGAACCCAGACAAGUAUUGGUACGACUAUUUGGCCAAGUCCAUGGAGAAAGGGCAUUGGAAGGUCUCAUAACCGAAUCAGUAAUAUUCACACUACUAUCAGAAAGACAACUUGGUCCAAAACUUUAUGGAAUCUUCCCUGGUGGUAGAAUUGAGGAAUACAUCCCUGCCCGUCCACUUCUCACUAAAGAACUAUCUGACCCGAUAUUAAGCGAGUUAAUUGUUGAAAAAUUGGCAAUGAUCCACAAAAUGCAUGUCCCUAUUAGUAAAGAACCCUCGUGGAUUUGGGAAACAAUGACUAAGUGGCUUAACAUAGCUACUGACAUUCUGGAGAACGUCGAAGAUAUCGAUUCCCAACAACUUGACAAUGUUAAGGCCAUCAAAUCACUUAAACUUGAACAUGAAAUCAAAUGGUACAAAUCGUUAGUUUCUCUGCAAAAAUAUCCGGUGGUGUUUUGUCAUAAUGACUUACAGGAGGGUAACAUUCUUCUACGGCAAAAUUCCUCUAAACCAGAACUAGUUGUCAUUGAUUUUGAGUAUUGUUCCUACAAUUAUAGAGGUUUCGAUCUUGCAAAUCAUUUUGCUGAAUGGCAGUACGAUUAUAAAGAGGAUAAUCUUCCGUUCUUUGUCGAGAGACGAGGAUUCGCCCCCACAAGAGAGCAAAAGCUGAAUUUCAUCAGGUGUUACCUGAAGAAAAUAGGUAAAGAAGGCGAAGCUGAAGAGGAAAAAUUAAUGGCUGAAGUUCAAGUUUUCUCAUUGGCUACUCAUCUUUUCUGGGGUUUGUGGGGAAUUGUCAACGCCAAAACAUCUGAUAUUCCAUUUGGAUAUUGGGAGUAUGCAGCAUCACGACUAAAAAAUUAUCUACGAUUGAAAGAGAAAUUAAUUGCUUCGAGUAGCAUAAACGGAGGAAUGAAAAGGAAAUUCCUGGACUGAAUCAAAAAAAAAAAAUAAAUAAAAAGCUGGACUUAAUACUAAAUCUCAUGAAAAGGAGAAGGCGCUACUGUUUGUUACACGGAUAUUGGAAAAUUUUAGCAAGAAUAAAGAGAUUAAUGAUACUUAAUGAUGUAAACGAAACAUUGUGAUAUGAUCGUUCUAAUGAGACUUACAGUUUCGUACUAUAAUUAGUAACUCAAAGAAGAAUGACAAGAAUGAAAGAAUAUAGGUGCAGAAAGAGAAUGUGAUAUAGAGUACUUAGAAAAUGAAGAGGUCCCCUGUUUCUAAUGAAACAUUUAAAAAAAAAGUUAUUAACGAAAUAGUCCUUUAAAAUUUGAAAAGUGACUUACUUAGGUAGAAAAUAAUUACAGACAAAUUGUUUAUUGAGAUUAUCAAUAAAAUCAAUGAAAUUUACAAGAGAAUAUAUUGAUAUAUAAAAAGAACUAAAAGAUUGAUUUAUAGUAUUAAUUAAAAAUUCAUUACAAAAAUUUGUAAUCAAAGAAAUCUUUUCUGAUUUUUAAAAAUAGAAAACUUGUAGUAAAAUAAUUGGAAACUGUAUUCAUAUCUCAUAAAAUUUUUUCUAAAAGAAAAUUGUAUUUUAUACUUUUAAAUUAGAAUUGUAAUUUAUGUUUCUGAAAUCGAAUAUUAGGAUCUUUACUAAUCUGUAUUAAAUAUUGUGCUUCUUUGCUAUUGAAAAUAAUUUAUUAAAAGAUUCAUAAUUAGAAUUUAAACACAAAAAAUCGAGUGUUUAAAAUAUUUGUAUUAUGCUGAUUGUAUUUAUACUACGUCGUAUAUAUAUAGUAUGAAAGCUUUAUUUUUAUUCACGUCAAUUCGAUGUAAUGUGAAAGUAAUACAGUGAUUUUAUACCAUU